This is a messenger RNA of Bufo bufo (common toad), 1406 nucleotides long. RefSeq names its product tubulin alpha 8 (gene TUBA8). The coding region runs from base 1 to 1371 and encodes 456 amino acids. NCBI's taxonomy places the organism in Eukaryota, Metazoa, Chordata, Amphibia, Anura, Bufonidae. Gene Ontology annotation, biological process: microtubule cytoskeleton organization; mitotic cell cycle. Gene Ontology annotation, molecular function: GTP binding; structural constituent of cytoskeleton. Gene Ontology annotation, cellular component: cytoplasm; microtubule. The record is from RefSeq and is a predicted model, not a curated record. The transcript is spliced from 5 exons.
AUGUGGGGGAUCAAAACCAAAUCUAGGGAGUGUAUCUCAGUGCACGUAGGCCAGGCCGGUGUACAAAUUGGCAAUGCCUGCUGGGAACUCUUCUGCUUGGAGCACAAUAUCAAGCCUGAUGGUACUACCUUGGAUGAGAAGACCAACCCAAGUUCCUACGAUGAUUCUUUUACCACCUUCUUCAGUGAAACUGGGAAUGGAAAGCAUGUUCCUCGUGCAGUCAUAGUAGAUCUGGAGGCCUCUGUUGUUGAUGAGAUCCGUGCUGGACAGUACCGCCACCUCUUCCACCCGGAACAGCUCAUUACUGGGAAGGAGGAUGCUGCAAACAACUAUGCCCGAGGCCACUACACCAUUGGCAAGGAAAGCAUUGACCUGGUGCUGGAUCGUAUUCGGAAACUGAGUGAUGCCUGCUCUGGUCUCCAGGGUUUCCUCAUCUUCCACAGCUUUGGAGGGGGCACAGGCUCCGGUUUCACCUCACUUCUCAUGGAGCGUCUAUCUGUUGACUAUGGAAAGAAGUCUAAGCUGGAGUUUGCCAUCUAUCCAGCACCUCAGAUCUCCACAGCAGUGGUUGAACCGUACAACUCCAUUCUAACCACCCAUACCACCCUGGAGCACUCAGACUGCGCCUUCAUGGUGGACAACGAGGCUAUAUAUGAUAUCUGUAGACGUAAUCUAGAUAUUGAGCGUCCUACCUACAUUGACCUCAACCGGCUCAUCAGCCAGAUUGUGUCAUCUAUCACAGCAUCUCUGAGAUUCGAAGGCGCGCUCAACGUGGACCUCACAGAGUUUCAGACCAAUCUUGUCCCUUACCCACGUAUCCACUUCCCUCUGGUUACCUAUGCACCCAUCAUAUCAGCCGAGAAGGCGUACCAUGAGCAGCUGUCUGUUGCCGACAUUACCAACUCGUGUUUUGACCCCUCCAACCAGAUGGUGAAGUGUGACCCUCGCCAUGGGAAGUAUAUGGCUUGCUGCAUGCUCUAUCGGGGCGAUGUUGUCCCCAAAGAUGUCAACGUGGCCAUUGCUGCCAUCAAAACCAAGAGAGCUGUCCAGUUUGUGGAUUGGUGUCCUACAGGGUUCAAGGUUGGCAUUAACUACCAGCCACCCACUGUGGUUCCCGAAGGUAAUCUGGCUAAGGUUCAGCGGGCAGUCUGCAUGCUCAGUAACACCACUGCUAUUGCUGAAGCCUGGGCCCGGCUGGACCACAAGUUUGACCUGAUGUACGCUAAGCGAGCGUUCGUGCACUGGUAUGUUGGAGAAGGCAUGGAGGAAGGGGAGUUUGCAGAGGCUCGAGAAGACCUGGCCGCAUUGGAGAAGGAUUACGAAGAAGUCGGAAUAGAUUCAUUUGAGGAGGAGAACCAGGGAGAAGAGUGAUUACAGAAGAUCCAAUAAAUCUAUCCAAACUCUCA